Messenger RNA from Epinephelus fuscoguttatus (brown-marbled grouper), 5051 nucleotides. It is a transcript of the gene jakmip3, whose product is annotated as Janus kinase and microtubule interacting protein 3. Lineage: Eukaryota; Metazoa; Chordata; Actinopteri; Perciformes; Serranidae. Bases 766 to 3405 code for a protein of 879 amino acids. Gene Ontology annotation, molecular function: microtubule binding; kinase binding. The record is from RefSeq and is a predicted model, not a curated record. The transcript has 25 exons.
UGGUGAUGAUGAUGAUGAAGAUGAUGAUGAUGAUGAAGCUCUUUAACAACAGUAACAUGCAGAUAGAAGAUGAAGACGUCCACCUGAGACAGACUGAGACACUCUGUGAGACACAGCUGAUUAUUAUCAGUGUCUGUGGUCAGUAUGAUGUGUCAGGGCUUCAGAGACAUGAGGAUGAUGGUGUGAUGAUGAUGAUGAUGAUGAUGAUGAGUGUCCAGCAGAGGGAGACAGAGCUCAGCUGGUUCAGCUCUGUGUCUCACUGAAGGAUGCUGGGAAGAGGAGGAGGAGGAGGAUGAGGAUGACGCCAGCAGAGGCUGCAGAGAUGCUAACAGCAUCGACACACAAACACACACUGACAUGAGCUAACUGCUAACAGAGAGACACAGAGACAGACAGAGACAGAGGGACAGACAGAGGGACAGACAGAGACAGAGGGACAGACAGAGGGACAGACAGAGACAGAGGGACAGACAGGGGGACAGACAGGCUGGAGGGAGGCUGAUGCCGACAGCACACACAGAAACACACACACAUUAAGCUGCAGUGAAGCUAGCUACUAGUUAGCAUGCUCAGGUUAGGAAGCUAACCUACUGACACACACACACACACACACACACACACACACACACACAUGCACGCACACACGCACGCACACACACAAACAGCAAUGCAGUGUCCGAGGCUUCCUAUUGGACGGUCCAGAUGUAGUCAAACUUCAGAUUGACAGACAGCUCUUUGGGGGGGCAGAGCCUUCAGGUGGUGGUGAUGUCAAAGAGAGGAGCAGGGGUGCGUGGGAAGGGGGAGCGACCUGAUGCCAUGGCAACUCUUCAAGCAGCCAAUGAGGAGCUGAGAGCCAAACUGACAGACAUCCAGAUAGAACUACAACAUGAAAAGAACAAGGUCAGCCGUCUGGAGAGGGAGAAGAGUCAGGAGCUGAAGGCGGAGCAUCACCGGGCGACGGUUGCCGUGACAGAGCUAAAGACCAAACUCCAUGAGGAGAAGCAGAAGGAACUGGCUGUUACUAGGGAGACGUUACUACGGCAACAUGAGAUGGAGCUAAUGAGAGUUAUCAAGAUCAAAGAUGGAGAGAUUCAACGUCUGAACGGACUGGUGCUAACACUGAGGGACGGAUCCACAGACAAGGUGAGGAGUGCCCUGCUAGCGGAGGUGGAGGAAGCAAGGAGGAGCUGGGAGGCAGAGCGGUGUCGCCUCCAGCAGGAGGUUCAGGAGCUGCGAGGAGCAAAGAGGAGUGCUGAGGAGGCUCUGACAUCAGCUCAACAGGCCUGCCAGGCCCGAGCAGCCGAACUGCGAUCAGCUCAUCACCAACACCAAGAGGAGCUGAACAAGACCAAGAGAGACUGUGAGAGGGAGAUCCGCCGACUGAUGGAUGAGAUAAAGCUGAAGGACAGAGCUGUCAGUGUUUUGGAUAAAGCCCUGGGGCUGCAGGCUGGACACGCCCACCGCCUCCAGCUGCAGACUCAGGCUGCCGAGCAGCAAAUCGCAGCCCUGAGAGACGCACAGAGGGUGGGACUUAACCACCCAGGCCAAGCCCUUAACCCCGCCCCUAACACUUCUCCUCACAUUUCUCAGGAGGACCGGGACACUCGGAGGUUUCAGUUAAAAAUCGCAGAGCUCAGUGCUGUUGUCAGGAAGUUGGAGGAUCGAAACGCUCUACUGUCUGAGGAACGCAAUGAACUGCUGAAGCGUCUCAGGGAGGCAGAGAGUCAGUUUCUUCCUCUUCUUGACAAAAACAAACGUCUGAGCAGGAAGAACGAGGAGCUGGCUCUCGCGGUGCGUCGUCUCGACAACAAGCUUCGCUUCGUCACCCAGGAGAACAUGGAGAUGGUAACUAUGAGGAGACCGAGUUCUUUAAACGACCUGGACCGAAGUCAUUCCACCAGUUACCAUGGUUACAGUCAGGAUGAGAGAGAGAUGGAGUUUCUACGGUUACAAGUUCUGGAGCAACAACACAUCAUUGACGACCUGUCCGCUCUGGAGACGGCUGGUUAUGUAAAGAAUGUUAUCGAGAGAGACAUGUUGCUGAGAUACAGACGUCAGGAAUCAGUGAGGAGGAAACGAACCUUCAGAGCCUGCAGGGUCAUAGAGACGUUCUACGGUUAUGAUGAAGAGGCAUCGGUGGACUCUGACGGAUCAUCCUUGUCGUUCCACACUGACAGAACUCCAGACACUGAACCAGAUGAGGUGUGUGUGCGUGAGGAGUCGGAAUUCCGUUACCGCCAACUGACUCAGGAGUAUCAGGCGCUGCAGCGAGCGUACGCUCUGCUGACAGAGACGAGCGGAGGACACUACGACCCUGAGAAGGAGAUCAAGGGAGCACCGCCACAGAGACCACUCCGACCCAGACAGACCGGGGUGGACUCCACACAUGGUGCAGAGCCUCCCAGUCCUCUGAACCUGAGGGAUCUCCAGGACGACGUCCCCGCCGGCAGACCGGACACACCUGUCAGGUGUCUGUCUGUCUGUCUGUCUGUCUGCCUCCUGUCUGUCUGUCUGCCUCUCUGUCAGGAUGUGAAGUGGGUGGAGGAGAAGCAGGCGUUGUAUCAGAGGAAUCAGGAGCUGGUGGAGAAGGUCAAGCAGAUGGAAGGGGUCGAGCUGAAGCUGGAAAAUGACAUUCAGGACGUCAGAGAUCAAAACGAGCUGCUGGAGUUCAGGAUCUUAGAGCUCGAGGAAAGGGAGCGACGCUCACCUGCCAUCAACUUCCAACAACUUCAUUUCCCAGAAGGCCUCAGUCCUCUCCAGAUCUAUUGCGAGGCAGAGGGAGUCGCUGACAUUGUGAUCAGUGAACUGAUGAAGAAGUUGGACAUUCUGGGAGAUAACGCCAAUCUGUCCAAUGAGGAGCAGGUGGUGGUGAUCCACGCCCGGACUGUUCUUACUCUGGCUGAAAAGUGGUUGGAGUCCAUUGAAGUGACGAAGUCGGCUCUGCAGCAGAAGAUGUUGGACAUCGAGAGUGAGAAGGAUCUGUUCAGUAAACAGAAGGGUUACCUAGACGAAGAGUUGGACUACAGGAAGCAGUCAAUGGACCAGGCUCAUAAGAGGAUCCUGGAGCUGGAGGCCAUGUUGUUUGAGGCUCUGCAGCACGAGGAGGAGUCCAAAAUAGAGGGAUUAAAGAUGGAGGAGGGUCGUCUGUCUGAAACACUGACGGAGACAGAGAGGGAGGGGCUUAGGAGAGCAAUGGACCAAUGGAAACGAACUUUGAUGUGUGAGCUGAGAGAAAGAGAUGCACAGAUCCUCCGAGAGAGGAUGGAACUGCUGCAGCUCACACAACAGAGGAACAAGGAGCUGGAGGAGUGUAUAGAAGCACAGAAGCGACAGAUCAAAGAGCUGGAAGAAAAGUUUCUAUUUCUGUUUCUAUUCUUCUCAUUGGCCUUUAUUCUCUGGUCCUAACAGCAGCCGUGUCUGCAGGCCUCCAGAGUCCAGCAGCUGAACAGUCAGCAGGCUCGGCUCAGUCCAGAUCAGACCAAAUGACAAGAGGAUUCAGAAAGAUUCAGGGUUUUGAAUCAGCAGUGUACUGAGUGAGGCAUGUUGGCUUCACUGCCACAAUGACCUGCCUCUGGCUGCCGUCAGCCAAUCAGAGCAGAGCCCAUCUGUCAGCUGACUCCAGACCUACACCAUCACACCUCACUGAUGAAGACAAGGAUGGUUUCCACGACAACUGUUGUGUUUCAGACAAGUAAAAACCACAACCAGCAACAUGCUAACGAGCUUCCAGUUAGCUACUGUUUACCAGGAAGUUUUGGUUGAGACCCCCGACAUACAGCCGGCAAACAUAUUCUAGCCUUGGGAGGCAGCUGGAACAAAGUGGUGCUGGACUUCAUUCACUGUUAGCUAGGCUAGCUCUCCAUACAGUGUUAGCUCAGCUAGCCCUACUUCAUAUAGUGUUAGCUCAGCUAGCUGGAUGUCAUACAGUGUUAGUUCAGCUAGCUCUCCUUCAUACAGUGUUAGCUAAGCCAGCUCUCCUUCAUACAGUGUUAGCUCAGCUAGCUCUCCUUCAUACAGUGUUAGCUCAGCUAGCUCUCCUUCAUACAGUGUUAGCUAAGCUAGCUCUCCUUCAUACAGUGUUAGCUCAGCUAGCUCUCCUUCAUACAGUGUUAGCUAAGCUAGCUCUUCUUCAUACGGUGUUAGCUCAGCUAGCUCUCCUUUAUACAGUGUUAGCUAAGCUAGCUCUCCUUCAUACAGUGUUAGCUCAGCUAGCUCUCCUUCAUACAGUGUUAGCUAAGCUAGCUCUUCUUCAUACAGUGUUAGCUAAGCUAGCUCUCCUUCAUACAGUGUUAGCUCAGCUAGCUCUCCUUCAUACAGUGUUAGCUCAGCUAGCUCUCCUUCAUACAGUGUUAGCUAAGCUAGCUCUCCUUCAUACAGUGUUAGCUCAGCUAGCUCUCCUUCAUACAGUGUUAGCUAAGCUAGCUCUUCUUCAUACGGUGUUAGCUCAGCUAGCUGGACGGCAUACAGUGUUACAGUUGACUGACCAGUUACUGAGGUUUCAGCGUCAGACACAAAGCUCGAUUGAUCACAACAGACAUUCAGUAAAGUGGUUGCUAAGUUACCUUGAUGAGUUCACAUUAUAGAAUCACAGUAGAAAACAUUAUGAACGGUUGUUCUCACCUGUCCUGACAUCAGUUCAGUUGAAGUGAACUUUGUUCUGAUUGGCUGUCCCCCAUGAGGACUGGAGUUCAGCUCAUAGAUCUAAGGUUACAGUGUGUAACCUUCAUGUAGUGUCAGCCCACCUGAAUCAUCCAGGGACCAAAAACUGAUGAAGGCGACUCUUCUUCAUGACGUCAGGACGUGUACUGGAGGUCCGAGCUGCAACCACAAAUACAAUAACAACUGAACUGAAUGACGAUUUGAUCUGAGGAAACACAGGUUGAAGUUUGAGAGACGAAAGAAAUAUUUGAUUUAAUAAUAAACCUGAUGCAGUUAAAUGACAUCCCCAGGUUUAUGGUGAUGAUGUCACAGUGUCACAGGUUAAUGAUGGAGGAAAGUACAGCGUCAGUUCUGCAUAGACCCAACUGAAUAUAAUGGAGGAUCACACACAU